CGAAGUAAGUAUCUUAUAUAAUAUACUGAGCCGGCCAUGGCUGUAGCAAUUUAUUCCAUUGGGUAGAUAAAUAUCGAUUUCUUUGGCAAUGACUUUAUUAAUAAUCACUCUUCUCAUAGCAAACCUCUUUGGGGUAGCUUUGGGCCAAGGUCCUCUAACGCAAACUAUCGAACUGCCAAUAGACCACUUUAAUACUUCUGACACCCGUACCUUUCUGAAUCGCUUCUGGAUCAAUGACACCUUCUACGAGCCAGGCGGUCCCGUAUUCUUCUUUGAUCAAGGUGAGGCAGGCGUUGGAGAUACCCAGCCCGAAACCUACUUGGGGCCACAGGGCGAAUUGAUUCAAUUUGCGCCCUUGCUGCUCGCAGAGAAGUAUAAUGGCAUUGCCAUUAUCUGGGAACACCGCUUCUACGGCUCCAGUCUUCCGUUUGAGGUCGACAACGAAACCGGGCUUGCUCUGGAGGGAUAUGGUGCCUAUAAAUAUCUGACCAACGAGCAAGCCUUGGAAGAUGCUGUGUACUUUGCCAGGCAUUUCAGUCCCGCGGGCUAUGAUGAGAAGGCAGCAAAGUCUCUUAGGGCAGACAAGACGCCGUGGAUCUGGCUGGGCGGCAGUUAUCCAGGAAUCCGCGCCGCCAUGAUCCGCCAGCGCAACCCCGAGACCUUUUUUGCAAGCUGGUCUUCCAGCGCACCCGUACAGGCAGUUGUCGACGGAAACGCGUAUUACAACACGAUACAACAAACAAUGAGCCCGAACUGCUCAGCCGAUAUGCACGCUGCCGUGACUUACGCUGAUCAGAUCCUAAAGUCUGGCACUGCGGACGAGAUUGCUCUCUUCAAACGUGCCAUCUUCCUUACUUACACAGCAAACCCUGGAAAAAAUAAUACCUUUAACACCUUUCCUGUCCCAGAAUCCCCGGAAGAUCUGACAGAAUGGGCUAUUGCCUCCAUAAUCACCCAUACGCUUCAAGGUUCCCUCGUCGCCUUCCAGACAUUUGGGUAUGCGCGAGCCCUUCAGCCCUUCUGCAACGACUUCGAGACGUGGAAUCCGGCCAAUUUCACUGGCUUCACGCUCUCAUCCCCCAUCACCUCUCUAACUGAAAACUCCGGGGGUGGUAUUCCCACUCCCGACGGAAUCGCCGCUUCCUCCUCCCCGGAACUGGCUUUCUACGCCUACCUCUAUGCCACGACGCGCAAAAUGGCAUCCGACUACAUCUUCCUCCCCAACGCCUAUUUCUCCCCUUCAGACCGCAUGGCCUGGACAUGGCAGCUUUGCAGCGAAUUCGGAGAAUUUCAAACGACGCAAGCCCACUCAAGCCCAGCGACCAACAUCGUCACAGAGCAUUACGACGUUGAUGGCACCAUAGCAUCAUUCUGCCAUGGCCCGUUCCCGUAUGCACCAGCAUAUCCAAAUGUAUCUGCUGCUGUUGGCAAAUAUGGCAGCUGGGGGAUGCGGCCGAGCAAUGUCAUGUUCACGAAUGGUGAGCUUGAUCCACUGCGGAGCAUAGGCGUCCAAGCGGAUAAGGGGAUAAACCCCGAGGCGCUGGAUAGGAAGAGCACGGAGACGGUGCCGCCAUGUGGUGUGCCGCCGCCUGGGAAUGAUGUGUUUGGUGUUGUGUAUGAAGGCGCGGUACACGUGUCAGAUCUGGCAUUUGCAGCUUCAGGACCAGCGCCAGUGGAGAAAGGGAGGGCGUUGUUUGAGAGUGCGCUAGAUGUUUGGUUGGAUUGUUUUGGAAAAGAGAAAGAUGAGUGUCAUAAGCAGUAAGUAAUGGGUUACAUAGCUGCGUAAUUUAGAGGGCGAGCUUCAAUUACAGUGAUCAAAGAUCAGAAGCGGCUUUUCGUUGCCCAACCCAACUUGAGGCAACAGCGGGUCACAGAGGCCUAUGGGAGAAUAACUGCUCCUCUUGCGCCUACUUUCUCAUUAGUCUGUUUUUUUUCGUUGUGUACAUUUACAUCUCACAAAACCUGCAUCAGCAUCCUUAUCUGACAACAAUGCCUACAGUCUCGUUUUCAAUUUUGCGUCACUUGUAAGCAUUGUCAUACCGAAGGCAGCCUAACCUUUAUCGGUGUCACAUAGUCACUGUAAUCAUAUAGAUGCUAUAUGGUUCAAAUUUGAGAUUAUCAUUAAUCCCGAAAUUCUUCGCAUGAUUGGGUAGAAUAUCAGAG
Pseudogymnoascus verrucosus is the source of this 2163-nucleotide messenger RNA. RefSeq lists its product as uncharacterized. The record is from RefSeq and is a predicted model, not a curated record. Bases 89 to 1762 code for a protein of 557 amino acids. Lineage: Eukaryota; Fungi; Ascomycota; Leotiomycetes; Thelebolales; Thelebolaceae. The transcript has 3 exons. Gene Ontology annotation, molecular function: dipeptidyl-peptidase activity; serine-type exopeptidase activity. Gene Ontology annotation, biological process: proteolysis.